Messenger RNA from Laccaria bicolor S238N-H82, 930 nucleotides. RefSeq lists its product as uncharacterized. The record is from RefSeq and is a predicted model, not a curated record. The transcript is spliced from 5 exons. The coding region runs from base 1 to 930 and encodes 309 amino acids. Lineage: Eukaryota; Fungi; Basidiomycota; Agaricomycetes; Agaricales; Hydnangiaceae.
AUGCGCCUCGAGGCACCGAGUCGCAUCCUCUCCCCUCAAGGCGUUUUACCUGGCAGAUGCGUUAUUCCAGAGCAACUUUCCAAAACCUCACCUCACUCCUCUGCAACGUUCCUUCAAUUUAUUUCCACCUGUUAUCCCUGGAAUGAAAACAUGAUUCAGAGACUUGAGUGCAUAGUGUGCCCAGGAUUGACUGCUUUCUCGGGCUUGUCGGCCGUCACCAUGAGGCUGACCUCUAAGACUACGAGGAACGCAUCUGGGAUUCAAGCUGUAGCCAAACACGACCAAGCGCGUCGCGUUUGUUUGACGCUCUUCCACUCCAUGCCGACCUCUGUGCGCAAAAGCAGCGUCGGCAUAGCACGCAGAGGGCCCAUAAAACCCUACUUACCCUACCGAGGCAACGCAGGUGAAGUGGGCAAGAGAACGGGCUUAACAAUCCCACAAGUCGAGCGCAAGUCUGAUGGGUUUGAGCCGUUCGAGGAGGUCUUGAGGCGGAUGGACGAUGUGAUGCCCCUUAUGCCUAAGAGGAAGAAGAGCAUUGUACCCAUUGUUAAUCCGGAGUAUGAUGAAAUGGAUGGGGAGAUGUCGAUGCAGCUUGAUAGUCCUGUUAGUAAUUUGGGUAGCAUGUGUCUGCCAAUCUCGCCGACGACGUUAAAUCGCGUCGGGUCGACGAGCCGUCUGGUGGUGCUUACCGCUAAUGUUGACUUCGACCGGAUCCCGUUCCCGAACCCCCGAUCACAGUCAAAGGCAAAUUACGGUCCUGAUCCAUCGAACCUCUCAAAUUCGACCAGCCGACGCGAAGUAGCACCUGAAUCUGAUUGGCCGUAUGAAGGCGGGGGUUACGACGAUGGUGGACAGAAUAAUGUCGACAUGGACGUGGAUGAUGGGAAUGGCGGCUUUGAUGCAUACUAUGGACCUCAACAGUCAUGUUGA